Molecule: messenger RNA, 183 nt
Organism: Gongylonema pulchrum
Lineage: Eukaryota; Metazoa; Nematoda; Chromadorea; Rhabditida; Gongylonematidae
Source: the annotation of a GenBank genome assembly
AUGCGAGCCAUUGUAAAGGGUGUAAACGAGGGCCGCAACGGAUUGGGGUCGAUAUUCGUUUGGGCAAGUGGAGAUGGUGGUGAAGAGGACGACUGUAACUGCGACGGCUAUGCUGCUUCAAUGUGGACCAUAUCAAUUAAUUCGGCUAUAAACAGCGGCGAGAACGCUCAUUACGAUGAGUAA